Molecule: messenger RNA, 1991 nt
Organism: Hyalella azteca
Lineage: Eukaryota; Metazoa; Arthropoda; Malacostraca; Amphipoda; Hyalellidae
Product: solute carrier organic anion transporter family member 74D-like
Exons: 14
Coding region: 6-1991 (661 amino acids)
Biological process (GO): sodium-independent organic anion transport; transmembrane transport
Cellular component (GO): membrane
Molecular function (GO): protein binding
Source: RefSeq, a predicted model, not a curated record
AAACAAUGGACGGGAGCGUUCUGACGGCCAGCAACGCCAUGCUGGAUGCGCUGCCGCCCAGCCCAGCCGAGGGCGCUGAGGACGACCAGGAGGCUGAGGGAAGGUCGAAGAUGGAAAUAAAGCAAUUUCUUCUUGACAUGGACUUGGAUGACAUCAAGUGCGGCUUGGGUCCCUGCAAGCCGAACUUCCUACAGAUGCUGGCUCGUAAAGAGAUCUACAUGUUAAUAUACAACAUCGUGGGCGUAUUGAUGGGCAUGUUCUUUACGUACACUGUCUCUGUGAUAUCUACAGUAGAGAAGAGGUUCGACAUGAGCAGCAAACAAACUGGCAUCGUCCUGGCUGGCAACGACGUAUCGCAGGUACUACUGUCCAUCGUAAUCACCUACUACGGCAGCUACGGCGACAGACCGCGGUGGAUGGGGCUCGGGGUGAUCAACUCAGCGCUCUCGUGCUUCAUCGCUGCAUCUCCGCACCUCAUUUACGGAUCAGGUGGCGAAGCCUUGGCCACCGCACUCCUGUCCAGCGUCCAGAACAGCUCCUCGACCGAGGGAAUAGCGUUGGUGGGGCGUAUGCUGGGUCCAGUGAUGGGUUUCUUCCUGGGCAGCAAGUGCCUCUCGUACUGGAUCGACCUGAGCCUCGACCCAGAGAUCAGCAGGCGGGACCCGCGCUGGCUUGGGGCCUGGUGGCUGGGUUUUCUGAUCCUUGGGACGCUACUCGCCAUAUCGGGUUUCUCUUUGAUGUUCUUUCCGAAGCAACUCUCGUCGAGCCUCGCAGCCCAAAUCCAGCGACUCGAAAGAGCGGAAAUCAUGGAAAAUCCGCCGAAUAGUGAGGUACUUUCCGUGGACCAUUACCUUAACCUCACUCGGCAGAAGAAGAAGCAUACCAAGCCUUCCCUAAAAAAACUUCCUUCGGGAAUGAAAAGAUUGUUCAGUAACAAGGUCUACAUCGGCACUUGCUUUGCCACGGCUUGCGUGGUCCUCGCUUUCUCGGGGCACUCGAGUUUCGAGCCAAAGUAUAUCGAAACUCAGUUCCACAUAAGUGCCAGCGAAGCUAACUUCUACACAGGAGUGACGAGCUUGAUAGCAUCAGUGUUCGGUAGUAUACUUGGUGGCGUGGUGACGAAGUGGAAGCAGCCAAGAGCGCGAUAUGUUGCAGCCUACAGUUUCUUCGUCACAAUAGUGUCGGCCUCUAUUAUGUUCACGCUUGCAUUCGUAAAGUGUCCUGGCGUCAAUAUACUCGGAAUUGAAGGAGUGUGUUCGCUGUCUCGCGAGUGCAGUACCAAGUUCCAGCCUGUGUGUUCCCAGGGGUUACAAACUUAUUACUCUGCCUGCUAUGCCGGCUGCACUUCACUGUCGAAAAAUGGUUCUGAACUGGUCCACGGUGACUGCGCGUGCAUUGCGGAUCCGCUAAUUUCUAUACAGACACUCGACUCGAGCGCUGCGUCGUCGUCGCUGGUUUACAACAACGCCCCUGUGAACGGUAGCCCCUCGUCAGGAGGCUGGGCCGCGGACGGCUACUGUCCCAACGAGUGCUCGAGUUUCUUCACUUACAUCGGCCUCACCAUCGUCAGUAAACUGAUCACUGCUACUGGCAGCGUGGGAGGCACUAUGGUAUUCCUGCGGUCUGUUUAUGAAGGAGAUAAAGCGCUGGCACUUGGCGUCAUUACAGUCUUGUACCGUUUGUUUGGCUUCAUUCCGGGCCCCAUCAUUAUGGGCGCCGUUGUAGACUCUGCGUGUAUGAUGUGGGACAGGAAAUGCGGACAGCGCGGCAACUGUUGGCUCUACGACUCGGACAAGUUCAGAUUAUUGAUGCACCUCGUGGCAGGAAGUCUGAUGCUUCUGUCAAUUAUAGGAGAUAUCGUGGUCUUCAUAUACAGCAAAGAAGUCGAACUUUACAAAGAACCUGAAGAUAAAGUUGAAAUCUACGAAGCUAAAGGGAAAGAAGCUCCGAAUUUAUCUAUUGUUGAAAAUAAUAAAAAACUUAACUUAUAA